UGAUAGAAGUUAAUAUCGCUGGUGAGUCAGCAAGAGUCAACGACGACGAUUAGAAGAGUCUAGCUUGCUCCCAUAACUAUUCACCAUGUUUUGGCUCAUAUGUAUCUCCCAUAUUUUAGUAUUGGGGUUAGCGAUUGAGUCAUACGAGGCAACGGAUGGUGGUAUGGAGAGGACGAAUCAAUCCAUACCAGAUAGCGUAAUGAGCAUUUUGCCAGCGGUGGAAGCCAUUUUGAAAGACUAUACGGAAAUACGCAAAAUCCUUGACAGGGAUUACAAGGAGUCCGUUGUCAAGCAGAGGUUCAAACUCGUCGCACUAAUGGCAAAGUUCAUAAAGGAAAAAUCCUUUUUGUUGGCUUCCCAAGAGAAGGACAGUGUCGUAAAAAAGAAUAUAUGGAACUUAAGGUCGAUUAUAGUAAAGCAACUCCUACCUGUUGCAAACAAACUUAGCAAGUCCAAGAAAGGUAGGCGUCAGUAUUUGGUUAAAUUGAACUCGGCGAUUGACUCAAUAAAGAAGUGGUCAAUUAAGUAUGCUCAUGGUAUGUGCUUUACCGAUGGCGAUGAUGGUGGCAAGGAUAAAGACAAGGAUGAUGUUAAUUCUCAUCUUAAAGGUAAAUGUGAAAAGUUAUACAUCAAGAGUAUCAAUAAACCUGUGAUUCAGCCACAUAGGUCGUACAUUUACGCAGUUGGUACUUGGUUGAGAGACGCUUCUGAUGAAUUGUUCACAAAGGUCUACGCCAUCGACAAAAUUGGAGAUCUAGCAAGGCCUGGAUCUAAAGAUCUCAGACGAGCUUCGCAGGUUAAGGUUUACGACGAUCUGAAUACCCUAGAAACAUCAGGGAACCCGUCAUCCUUGAUAAACUUACCAGCUGGCAAAUGGUGUCAGGGGACCGAUCAUGUAAUCUUAAACAAUAACCUUUACUGUGACCACUACAAUGGUAGCAUGUUGAUGAAGUAUGACCUUUCAACUGGUGAAGCUGUUAUCGCCAACCCAAUUCCAGAGUUGAAAAGAACGAUCAGCCAUACGUUUUGUGAUGGAAGAUAUAGGUACCUGUCAUUCUCAACAGAUGAAAACGGACUUCUAUGGGUGAUAUACCCAACUGGUAACAAGGGCAAUAUUACAGUUAGUCUCUUGGAUCCCGACGAUCUUACAAACUUAGGGACUUGGUACACUGAUUAUCCCAUAUACGUGCCAUUCGUUGGGAAGGUUGGCAACGCCUUCAUGGCGAACUGUGUGUUGUAUCUCACCGGGUUCUGCAAGGAUUCUCCCACUGAUAUCCGCUAUGUCUACGAUACUGUCACAAGCAAGGGGUUCGUUUUGGAAGAGAAUGUGAUACCUCUCUUACAGAGUAACAACGUACGCGGGGAUCACCUAGACUGGGCAUCUGUAUGGUCGUUGAACUAUAAUCCCGUUGAUGAUAGUUUGUAUGGUAAUAACUAUGGAAAACUGGAACGCUAUAAAGUUUCAUUCGAGGAACUUGAAAGCUUUGAACAGGCAUUUGGAAAUCUAACCCAGACCUCAGCCUGAUUCUUACAUAUGGGUUAUUCAGCUUUAUAGCAUUCGUUUCCCAAUAUCACAAUCUUAAAACCAAAAUUGAAAAUAAUUUCCAAAAGAGCAAUAAUAAAAAUAACAUGUGAG
Molecule: messenger RNA, 1636 nt
Organism: Owenia fusiformis
Lineage: Eukaryota; Metazoa; Annelida; Polychaeta; Sabellida; Oweniidae
Source: the annotation of a GenBank genome assembly